CGAGUAGGGAAGGCCAGUAGAAGUAGCGGGACAUGGUGUCGAAGGUCUUCUGGAAACUGAGAUGUACUGCGGUCUUGGCGUCGUGGUGCUCGGCCAACAGCUAAGUACGGAGGCCUCGUGCGUCGGGGAUGCAAAGUCGGCGAGUGCCUUUGGUAUCGAUGUAGAGGAGAUUGUUGUGAAGGGAGUAGUCGGGAACCGAGUCAAGAUCGCGGAGCUUGUUGUAAAUGGUGGCGACGUCUGGGCAGGAGAGAUAGCCUUGGGUGUAUCGAUGAUGAAGCGAUGGAAGGAGUUGAAUAUGAGUCAUGGUGGCGUAGACUUUCUCGGGGGGCUUGUGGUCGGGUCGUUGCGAGAGGGCAUCGGCAACGCGGUUGCUUUUGCGGGGGCGGGCUUGGCGUGGAGUGAUAUCYUUCUUGGAGAGGAUGGAGGAGACGAUGGUGUUGUCAGUUCGGAGGGUGAAGUAUUGCCCGUCGAGGUACGGGCGCCAGACUGUGAGGGCGUGAAUCACGACGGGGAGUUCCUUCUCGUUGGAGGGGUAAUUCAUCUUCGCGGGAAGGAGCUUCUUGCUUCAAGUUGCAAAGGCGAUGGGGUAUUCACCAGGUGGAGCCUCGGGGUAAGUGGGCGAGUCGUUGAUGGAGGGGGUCUCGACGGUGUCGCGGGGGAAAUGUUGGGACAGUACGGCUCCGAUGGCGAAGUCGGAGGCGUCAGUGGUGACAUAGAAAUGGCGAGUGGGGUCGGCGAUCUUGAGGACAGGGGCCGUGGUGAUGGUUUGCUUGAUGAUGGAGGUGGUGUCUUCGGGGGUGAUGUGGUGGAAAAAGCGGGUGCGGGAAGUGCCGGGCGGGGGCUGGUGGUGGGGGUGGAGUCGUCGAUCGUGGUGAAGCAUGCGAGAGAGGAGGUCAGCAAGGGGCAUGUCGGGUUCGUGGGCGAGGGCGGUUGCAAAGUCUUUGUGGCAUACUCGUUUGAUGCGGGAGAUGAACGCACAGUCGGGAAUGACGGUGUGGGGGAGGUGGUGUCAGAGGGAGCGGACGUAUUGGACGAAGUGGUCCGUGGGACCGGUCUGGCGGAGGUGGCAGAAUUGUUCAAGGUAGUCGUCAAUGGUUUUCUGGGGGCGAAAGGUGGCAGUGAGGAGGUUGGCCCAUUGGAGGAAGGUGUGACGUGGUCCUCCGGAGGCUCGGCGAUUGCUAACUUCAGCCAUCCACCACUUGGCUGCAUUGCCGAGGAGGCGGGAGGUGGCAAUGGGGAGCCAGUGGGCAAGGGGCAUGUGGUGGAGGUGAAAAGAGUUCUGAAGCUGGGUUAGGAAGAGGAAAACGUCCUUGUGAGGGAGGCCGGAGAAGG
Chara braunii is the source of this 1332-nucleotide messenger RNA. Lineage: Eukaryota; Viridiplantae; Streptophyta; Charophyceae; Charales; Characeae. The record is from the annotation of a GenBank genome assembly.